CCGCCUACAUCUGUACAUCGCUAACAUUCUCAACACUAAAUACACUGCACAACUGCCAUCUUACUCCACACCAGACAACCACACUACUUAAAGACACAAGCAGUCGAAUAUGCAGAACUUACGAAUUGCCAUCAUUGGAGCAGGCCCAGCUGGCUGCGCGCUCGCCCGACUUCUUCAUCUUGGAGGCAUCGAAGCCACCGUAUUCGAAGGAGAGGAUUCCGCCAGUGUCCGGUCUCAAGGCGGCACUCUGGAUUUGCACACUACCUCGGGUCUAGCAGCCGUCAAAGAAGCCGGCUUGUGGGACGAGUUCCUGUCGCAUGCUCGCUAUGAUGGGCAAUAUAUGGCCAUUACAGACAAGGAUUUGCACUACUACGUCGUCCGGGGUCUUGAUGCCGAGUCCAACGUUGCGUUUGGAGAACGCCCGGAAAUCGACCGCGUGAAGCUCAGAGAAAUCCUGCUCGACUCUCUCCCUGAAGGCACCGUCAAAUGGGGCCAUCGCCUGCAAAAGAUCGAAGGCAGCACCUUGAUAUUUACCAAUGGAACAACCGCUAGCUUCGAUCUUAUUGUUGGUGCCGAUGGUGCGUUCAGCAAGGUCCGCCUAUCCAUUGCUCCUGAGCUGAAGCCGGAGUACACGAGAGUCGCAAUGCAUCAUUUCAGCAUCCCCGAUGCUGAGAAAACCGCCCCAGAGGUUUACAAAAUCGUCAACCGCGGAAGCGUGUUUGCCAGUGCCGAUGGCCAGCGGUUCACUCUUCAGCAGAUGGGCGAUGGUAGCAUCAAUGCGGGCUUCGGCUUUGUGCGCGAGGAUGCGGAUUGGAUGAAGCCUGAAAAGUGCGGCUACGACUCCCAAGACUUGGCCGAGGUGAAGAAAGCAGUUGCCAAGGAGAUUGAACAUUGGGGCCCCGAGUUUCAUAGGGCCCUCGAUGCCGCUCAGGGGGAGACAAGCACCAGAUCGCUCUGGCGACUUCCCGUCGGACAAAAAUGGCAGCACAAGGCUGGCGUCACUCUUAUUGGCGAUGCAGCGCAUCUGAUGACUCCUCAUGCCGGUGAAGGUGUCAACCAAGCUCUCGAAGACGCCAUGCUUCUCGCUCGUGUGAUUCUCAAAGCUCAGAGCAGCGAAGAGCUAGACGAGCAGAUCGUUGCAUUCGAGUCAGAAAUGAUAGCUCGCGUCGAAAAGAUUCAGCAGCUAGCCUGGGAUCGCUGCCAAGGCUUGAUGUUCACCCCCGGCGUGCCCAAGACUCUCAUGGAUAGAAUGAUUCAGCAACGGAUCAAGGAGGCUAAGGCGAUGGGGUUGGAUGCAGAGCAGAUGAAGGCGAUGGAUGCUGCUGUGGCCAAGGCACAGGCUCAGGCAGAUGCUCUGAACAAGGCAUAAUUCAUAAGCAGCAGCGUGUAAUAUUUGUCGUCUCAGCUAUGUUAUAGCUAAGAUUAUUCAUUUCUUUGUCCUCUGCGUUAUGUCGCUGCUU
Messenger RNA from Trichoderma asperellum CBS 433.97, 1460 nucleotides. RefSeq lists its product as uncharacterized. Lineage: Eukaryota; Fungi; Ascomycota; Sordariomycetes; Hypocreales; Hypocreaceae. Gene Ontology annotation, molecular function: FAD binding. The record is from RefSeq and is a predicted model, not a curated record.